Molecule: messenger RNA, 3240 nt
Organism: Ilyonectria robusta
Lineage: Eukaryota; Fungi; Ascomycota; Sordariomycetes; Hypocreales; Nectriaceae
Exons: 2
Coding region: 393-3182 (929 amino acids)
Source: RefSeq, a predicted model, not a curated record
GGUUUGUCCGCGCGACCGAGGUUGAAAACUUUGUCAUGACCUCAGUCAACAACUGAACAAAAGCGCGCGCCACUCUCCAACCUCAAUCGCCAUCAUGUCCGGCUCCGACCAGACGAAUCCCCCGAGCGCAAAUGGGGAGGAGGAGAAGCCGAAAACCGACGCCAUCGACGAUGCACCGGAAAUCAUCCACAAUCCCUACUUCACCAACGCGGCCAAGACGUCGGUCCGAAAACUCCCACCAUGGCUCGACCAUUUCAACCCCAAGGACCUCAAGAAGCUGUUCAGAUGCUGUCUCGCCGUUUGGAUCAUGACGCUCCUGAUUCUCAUCCACCCGACCCUCAAAGUGCUCGGCCAGGCGGCUUUUCUUGGAUGGUAGGUCCGCCCGUCGCCGCAUGCCACUCUGCUCACUCUCUAGCAUCGUCUUGUUCAUCGCACCGCCAUCUGGCAUCGUCUUCUUCCACCUGAUAUCGGCCGUCAUGGUUCUGCUGGGUAUGACGUCCGCCUGGGCCUGGGGCGUCAUUAGCAUGAAGGCCGCCCUGGCGACUCGCGCGGGUGCACAAACAAAAGCACGAUAUGGCGAGCUUCUGCAAUUAGCUCAAAACGCCACCAACCCGACCCAAUUUGUCAAGGUCGAGAUCUACAACGGCUGGAUGUUGGAUGCGAGAGUGUCACUGACCUAUUUCUUCAUGAUUGGUUUGUAUUUGUACAUGGUAGCCCGCCUUCGAGUCAGGGCACCCAAGCUCAUGCUUCUGCAAAUCAUGGCUUGCAUCGUCAGCACCAUCUUCCUCACGCAAGCGCCUCUAUUGCCCGCAUUCAGAGGAAUCAUUGGCAAGAUUUUGGUCUUGCCCUGCGCCAUUGCAGAAGGCAUUGCCAUCGUGUGCAACAUCUUCAUCUUCCCGACGUCGUCCGCAACCGAAGCACUCGACGGAAUGAGAAACCUUCUCUCCCCGAUGCCGACCUUUCUGGAUGCUUGCCUCCUUGGAUUGAAGCACCCUAGCUUGGAUAUGAGCGCCGACGUGCUGAAUGGAGCCAGAAUGAAAAUCCUGACGACAUACAAGCAAUUGGAACCCAUCACCCGGUUCCUCCCAAUUGACUUUUCCAUCGGGAGGUGGAAUUCAGAUGACCUGGGUACACUAAAUGACCCGUUUCGACAACUCAUUGUUGUGUUUACCAGUCUGGUUGAAGUCCACAGACAAAAGGAAGUACGAAAAGGCAAGGCCAAGCAGGCACUGGAAAUUGCACAGGCGGUGGAGGAUGGUGUCGAUACUCGUGAAACAGGGCGACAUCAGAUUAACCGAGCAGUCGACUAUCACGUAAAGUCGAACCAUCCUGAACGAGCUGAAUUGGUGCGGAACAGUCUGAAGGCGCUGUCGAGCCCGGCAGAGGUCUUAAUUGAAGCAUGCAAAGAGUCGAUCGAAGCUGUCAGCGAGGGUUUGCUGCACUCGAACGCGUUCAAGGCAGCUGGCCACGCCGAGAGGCUGCAGAAGCACACUGCCACCCUCGAAAAGCUCCGAGAAUGUCGCGAGGAAUUCAUCAACUCCACCGCUCAAUAUCUCUUCGAUCCCUCCCACCACAUCUUCGAUGACAAGGGCAUCCUGCAGGUCGACGAUGGUGCCGCUCCAGUAUUGACUGGCCUGAUGCUGGGACUGCUCAUCAAGGAGAGACUAUCUCAGCUAGCAGAUGCACUGGAAGAGAUCCUCUCGAGAAUCAUCGAAUUAGAGACUGCUAGAUCGAGGCUGCGAAUCUGGCUCCCUACCCGGUUAAUGUCCCUCUUCGGGUGGAUGGGCACAACCGACUUGUCAGAAAACGACACGCCUGGCGCAGAUAUUGGCGACACGGUCAUCACUCGCAUCUCAACCGUCGCUUCGAACGCUCGUCUGCCCAAGGAGUCAGUUGAUCCAAAUGCCAAAUCGGCGCAAGCUGAACUGGCCGCGAUGAAAACCCCAAACAGCCGCAAACGCAGCGGACGGGGUCACUUUGUGCUGAACACUACCAGGUGGCUGGGGAGUGCCGAGGGCAUUUACGGACUUCGCAUGGUGAUUGUCUCUCUCGCCCUUUCCAUCCCAGCCAUCAUCCCUUCCACUGCGGGCUUCUUUUACCGGGAGAAGGGGAUGUGGGCUGUCAUUAUGGCGCAGCUUGCUCUUGUCCCGUACACGGCCGACCUUGUGUAUGGAAUCAUUGUUCGAGCCGUUGGAACCAUCAUCGGUGGCAUUGUGGGUAUGGCAGCAUGGUAUAUUGGUGCUGGCAACGGGCGAGGAAACCCGUACGGCGAAGCUGCCAUCAUGGCCGUUGUGAUUGUCAUCUUCAUGUGGUGGCGUCUCUUCAGCUCGCCCGCCUUGAUGCCUGCAGGACUCAUGAUGGCUGUCACGGCAUAUCUCGUCCAGGCCUACAGCUGGAUCGACACUCACAACCCAAUCUAUGGUAACCCUGGCGUAGGCUACGAAGUGUUCUGGAGACGUGUUGUCCUUGUCUUCGUCGGCUUUGGCGGGACAGUCGUUGUCAACUUUCUCCCGAAACCACCCUCUGCGAACCGACAUUAUCGCCAUCUUCUUGCCGACAGCCUCGUUAGUGUGCGAGAUCUGUAUGCCCUUUUUGCAUCCAACUGGAAGGACGCUGCGCCAGAUCUGCGCGAAGUUGUCGAGGCGGAGGGCCUAGCAGUGGCCGAGGUUCUCUUGUCCAUUGCGGGGCCUAUCAAGCUGACAAUGUUCGAAUUUUCAUCAUCCAACUUUGAUUCGGAUACGCUCAGCAAGGUCUGCCAGCUGUGUAUGCUCCUCAACCAAAACGUCACCCAGCUACUGCUCUACACAGCUCGGUUGACAGAGGAGCAGAGGGCGUGGAUCAUUCCAUCCACCGGUACCAUCAAAGAGAGCUUUAUCGCCGAGCUCAUGGCGGUGCUUUCACUGGUGCAGCAAGCAUUAAAGACCGGCGAUCCUCUCCCCGCUGUCCUGCCUACGCCACUAUUCGCCAAGGCAGUAGAGGCUGCAAGGGAGCAUUUCCACGAGGGAAUUCGCGGAUCCAGCGGUGUCUACCACAAGGAUAACUUUGACGACGAGGGUUCAAGGAGAUAUGCAGUCGUUUUGAAUGCGCUGUUGCAAAUGCUUGCGGCUCUGGAUGAGCUGGUUUUGGUUUUGAAAAAGGCAGUUGGCGAGACAAGUAACAUAGCUUUUCUGGAGACUGUAUAGGCAUGGCAGCUUUGUGCAAUCCCCUGCUCAUUCAAAAUGACAAAAUCCAUUAUUGCAA